UCCGGCAAUCAUAGCGACGAGACAAGCAGCGCAGCCCAUAAGAUACCACCUUGCGUUUAACAAGAGCUUCGUUGACUUCGUACUUAGACUAAGCUUACUUGCAUUUUCUCUGCCUGAACCAGUUGUUACUCAAAUCUCCAUCGUUUACUUUCAGGCUGAAAACUGUGUUAUUUCAACUUCCACGUUGUCCUUCGCAAGCUCGAUAACUAGCUUCCUUGAACGAGCUCCCCACGUUCGCCAAGCAAUGACCGUCUAGAGCAAUCAUCCAACGACAUAUACAUAUACAUAUCUUUCAAGGGAGCCUCCAUUUCUGUGACACGAAACUCGCAAGCGAACGUUGCAAAUACCUUCGCCAUGGCGACCCCAAAGUUCAGCUCGAAAUCGCCCACGAUUAGACGAAUACUUCGUGAAGCAGCCGAAAUCUCCAACUCCCCCUCUGCCGAUUACACAGCCGAGCCCCUCGAAUCCGACCUGUUCGAGUGGCACUUCACACUCAAAGGGCCACCCAAUUCAGUCUACAGUAAUGGUAUCUACCAUGGUCGCAUAGUUCUUCCACCCACAUACCCUCUUCGACCGCCUUCUUUCCGCUUCAUGACACCAAGUGGUCGAUUCGAAGCCAACCGUGAGAUUUGUUUGAGUAUCAGUGGUCAUCAUGAGGAGACGUGGCAACCUGCAUGGGGAGUACGGACAGCUCUUGUAGCGCUCCGAAGUUUUAUGGAGACUGAUGCUCGUGGCCAACUGGGAGGUCUUGAAACAACUGACGCAGUACGCCAACGUCUUGCCAACGAGUCACCGGCAUUCAAAUGCGCAACGUGUGGAAAGACAAACGGCGAGAUCAUCAAGGAAUGCGAAGAGCGAGCAAAGGAAGCAUCGUCAAGUGCACAGGAAGUUGAAAUCCCCAAAGAGUUGAACAUGGGAUGGCGCGAUGAGAUGGGAGCCAAGAAAGAUGGCGAGAGCCAGCCUGAACAGAAAAACGACGACGCCGAGACAGCUCAACUUGCAGAGGGAUUCGUCCAGACCGCACCAGAUGCCGUUUCAGCUGCCAACGAUUCUUCGGCCCCUCAACCACCAGCAGAGAACCGAAACCCCACUCCGACCCGAACUACACCUCUCCCCGUCCCGGUGGCUCAAGGACUUGUACCACAGGCUGCGGCACAGGCACAAGCGCAGCAAGCUCGACGGGCAACGGAUGACGGUGUUCCUCUGUGGCUUGAUCGAACUAUCGUUGUUUUGGUGGUGCUUUUGGUAGCUCUCGUUCUCAAGAUCAUCUUUGCUGUGUGAUUGCGUUUUAUGGGUUUUCAUAUGUUAUUGUCGGCAUGGCGUAUGGUGUUUUCACAUGGAUCAGUCAGUUAGGGGCGAAUUAGAUAUCCGGUCAAUUUGAGUCUGAUGUGACUACCACUCGGC
Fusarium oxysporum Fo47 is the source of this 1404-nucleotide messenger RNA. RefSeq names its product ubiquitin-conjugating enzyme/RWD-like protein. Lineage: Eukaryota; Fungi; Ascomycota; Sordariomycetes; Hypocreales; Nectriaceae. Bases 355 to 1281 code for a protein of 308 amino acids. The record is from RefSeq and is a predicted model, not a curated record. The transcript is spliced from 3 exons.